This is a messenger RNA of Papilio machaon (common yellow swallowtail), 468 nucleotides long. RefSeq lists its product as uncharacterized. The record is from RefSeq and is a predicted model, not a curated record. The coding region runs from base 1 to 468 and encodes 155 amino acids. The transcript is spliced from 2 exons. NCBI's taxonomy places the organism in Eukaryota, Metazoa, Arthropoda, Insecta, Lepidoptera, Papilionidae.
AUGGUAGCUGUCUUGUUGUGUCAAGGCGUGGAGAUGAAGAGGUCAAAUGAUAAAUGGCUUAACAGUGAUGUUAUCAUGAACGAAAUUGACGAGUAUUACAGUAAGCUAGCAGUCUACAUCGAGGAGGAUGGUGACCAGCACAAGCGUUUCUUUUCGGUCGUCUCUCUCGCGAUGUACAUGUAUGUGAAGAGUGACAUCAUCGAUGACGUAGAACGCGCUAAAGCAGCAGUGGAAAAGACCAGAGAGCAGCUGAACCAGCCUGCUGACGUGAUAGCCUCGCCCAUGAGAUCGCUUAUGAUCCUCCUGCAGUCAUUCAUACAACAGGUGCGAAUUAGUUCUUUCUUUCUUUAUACUCAGAUAGACAGAGCACUUUAUGCUUUAUAUUAUGCUGACGACUUUCCGAAGGGAAUAUCAAAGUAUGAUAACGACGAUGAUGUUAGAGAAACCAGCAAGACACAGCAGAUAUAA